Messenger RNA from Penicillium salamii, 1176 nucleotides. The record is from the annotation of a GenBank genome assembly. Lineage: Eukaryota; Fungi; Ascomycota; Eurotiomycetes; Eurotiales; Aspergillaceae.
AUGCCAAAAUAUAUGAGCCGUUCCGAGGCGGGGCUCUCACGAUGUGUACAUCUCCCCACUGAGGUUUUGAUUCAAAUUGCCAGUGCGAUUCUUGAUGAGUGGCCCGAGGAUGAUACUCCGGUCUAUCAGUCCACACUCCACGACUUCUGUCUUGUCUCCCGUCAGUGGUACUCUGCUGGGAUUGGCUUUUUGUAUCACCGCCCUCAGCUUGCUAGAGGGAACAGCUUUACGCAGUUCGCGAACACAGUGUGUCCGCCACUUCGCGCAAAGGACAGAAAAGUGGACUUGGGCUCCCUGGUCCAAGUCCUGGAUCUUUCGGGCCUGGUUCACCACAGCUCCAACAGUAUAACAGCACGGCUGCUGGGUCGUGUGAAGAAAAAUCUCAAGUCAUUCAUUGCUCCGAGGAUUUCAUUUGCAUUCAACAGCCUUGCCCCAAUUUCAAAAUGCAAAGAGAUGACCCAUCUCUCGCUUGGCCUAGUAGCCGAGACACUUGCACUUUCAGACUUAAGAAAGGCUAUCGGCCCCCUCAACCGGCUAGAGUCAUUACAGCUGCCACCUUCAAUGGUGAUCACCAGUGAUGGUUCAAAUGAGAGAUGGCCCCCGCACUUGAAACGACUUGCUGUGGGUGGAUUCUUUGAUUUGGAGGCAAUGCCAACCUUUAAUUGGCCCCCAGCCCUAGAAAGCUUGACCUUGGUCGACUGUGAAUAUUUGGCAGCAGUCCUGGAUGUAACAUCCAUGAACCAGCAGCUUUGCACCUCGUUAAAAGAAUUGGUCAUCCCCUCUUAUCACUGUGAUGCGCUUGCGGAAGAGCCUCCGGUAGGGUUGAGUCAAUUUGCGGCAUUACGAUAUCUUCAAAUACCUAUCGAUGGAAUGUUUGGAGCUGACAUAGCUCCCGUGUUCGAUGUGUAUGAUCUACCUCGGUCUAUGCGUGAGCUUGUCCUCACCACAGCGAUUGACGAGGCAUUUUCGAGGGUUGAUACCGAGGAGAUCUGCAAGGCUUUAAGAGGAGAGCUCUCCCAGGUUUGUGGGUUUGGCAUGAGCCCUAGCUGCUCUAAGCUAAUACCUCGAGCUACACGUGCCAACAUCGACAAGUUGGUCUGGGCGAAUAUUGAUGAUUGUCCUGAGAAUGAACUGGAUAAUCUCUAUGAUCUGGGUCUCUAUAUCACAGAAUCAUAG